Talaromyces amestolkiae is the source of this 966-nucleotide messenger RNA. RefSeq lists its product as uncharacterized. The coding region runs from base 1 to 966 and encodes 321 amino acids. NCBI's taxonomy places the organism in Eukaryota, Fungi, Ascomycota, Eurotiomycetes, Eurotiales, Trichocomaceae. The record is from RefSeq and is a predicted model, not a curated record. The transcript is spliced from 5 exons.
AUGAAGUCGAUCUUUGCCCUUGUCUUGGGUGUAGGCGUGGGUUAUGUUGCGGCACAGUCUUUGCCUGACUAUGUACUCACAUACGCGCCCCUAGUCUGGCUCGACGUCAACGAAACCUACUUCCCCGGCGACAUUUACGGCCAAGUCCGAAAUACCUMCCCAGCCGUAAACUACACCAGAAUCACCGGUUACACCACCCCUCUCACCCUCGACAAUCUCAAUCAACUCAACAAUUUCGGCAAUAAGAGCGUAUACCUGACUUCGAAUGAAGGCAUAGAGGCAUUUCCGGCGUGGUUUAACGGCACGCAGCCCAAUAAUGAUGGUGUUACUGAGGACGCGACGAGUUGUGCGAUUGUGACGGUUGAUCAUGGGGAUGGAACGCUGGAUGCAUUUUAUUUUUACUUUUAUCCAUUUAACAAGGGUGAUAUCGUGCUUGACUUGGUCUGGGGUGAUCAUGUCGGUGACUGGGAGCACAACAUGGUCCGAUUCGAAAAUGGCGAGCCACAGGCUCUAUGGUAUAGCCAACAUUCUAGCGGCGAGGCAUUCACUUAUGAUGCCGUCUCGAAGAUCGAUGGUAGACCAGUCGCUUAUUCUGGCCAAGGAACUCACGCCAAUUAUGCCAUUGACGGAGUUCACGACCACACGAUCCCCGGUGUCAGCCUUCCCUUCGGGCCAGUCAACGACUAUACCAGGAACGGUACACUCUGGAAUCCGGCCGGCAACUACUAUGCGUACAGCUAUGACAACAUCACUGCUGUAUUCACGGCCUAUGAUUCCAGCUAUCCCGUCAACUGGCUGUACUUCAACGGCCAAUGGGGUGAUAUCCAAGUUGCUAACCAGACUGGAAUCUUUGGUGAAUACGAGUACACCAGUGGUCCAAAUGGCCCCAAGUUCAAGAACCUUGUUCGCACCAAUGUGUGCCCUGACGGAGGCGAUUGCGAAGUACUCGAUUAUCUGUGGUACUAG